This is a messenger RNA of Branchiostoma belcheri (Belcher's lancelet), 1711 nucleotides long. Its product is annotated as elongation of very long chain fatty acids protein 4-like. NCBI's taxonomy places the organism in Eukaryota, Metazoa, Chordata, Leptocardii, Amphioxiformes, Branchiostomatidae. The transcript is spliced from 9 exons. The record is from RefSeq and is a predicted model, not a curated record. Gene Ontology annotation, biological process: fatty acid elongation, monounsaturated fatty acid; sphingolipid biosynthetic process; fatty acid elongation, polyunsaturated fatty acid. The coding region runs from base 126 to 1016 and encodes 296 amino acids. Gene Ontology annotation, cellular component: endoplasmic reticulum membrane. Gene Ontology annotation, molecular function: fatty acid elongase activity.
UAUGGCUCCAUUCGGCGUUCCUUUCAUAUGCAAAUAAGAGGGAGUUUCUUCCCGCCCGAAUUUGGACCGAUCAAGGGACCAAGCUGAAGUCCUGUACCGGCUAGUUACUUCUGAAGGAAUUCACCAUGGCAGCCGUAGUAGAAAGGCUUAAAGCAUUCCAUCAGUGGGCGGAGUCCACUUCAGACCCGCGGACCAAAGACUUGCCGUUCGUCAGUUCGCCCCUCCUCACCUAUGGCCUGGUGCUUCUCUACCUCCUGUUCGUGUGGCAGGGCCCCAAGUUCAUGGCCAAGAGAAAGCCUUUUGACCUUCGCUGGUUCAUGACGCCCUACAACGGUGUCCUCGUGGCCUGGAACGGAUACAUCUUUUACGAGUUCCUGAUGACCACCUUCCUGAACCCUGGGUUCAGCCCAGUGUGCCAGCCUGUGGACUACAGUCAGAACCAGACAGCCACUAGGCUGGCCAGGGCAUGUUACCUGUUCUUCCUCUCCAAGCUUGUGGAGCUGAUCGACACGGUGGUGUUCAUUCUGCGUAAGAAGACCAGCCAAGUGACAUUCCUGCAUGUGUAUCACCACGCCACCAUGCCCAUGUUGUGGUUCGUUGGAGUCCGCUGGAUCCCUGGUGGAGAAUCGUACUUCUCGGCUACCCUGAACUCCUUCAUCCAUGUGGCGAUGUACACGUACUACCUGCUGGCCGCCGUGGGGCCCAGACUGCAGCCCUACCUGUGGUGGAAACGGUACCUCACCACCCUGCAACUGAUCCAGUUUCUGGCCAUCAUAGUCCACACCUCCGUGGCGAUCUACCUGUCUUGCGGCUUCCCCAACGAGUACAACGUGGCCCUGAUCCUGUAUGGCAUCUCCCACAUCCUGCUUUUCGGCAACUUCUACAACGAGACAUACGUGGAUGCGAAGAAGAAGCGAGGACGGCGAUCAGAGGCACCAGCGGCCGCCAGGCCUGCUGAACAGACGCGCUACAACCUGCGACGACGGUCCACCCAACCGGGCGCGUACGCACAAUAACGCGGACCACUCUACAGACAACUCCAAAUUACGUAGGCAGCUAUCAGUGCAAAAUGUCAAACUAUCGUGAUUUUUGUGUGGUGUGUCUUCGAUACUUAAGUCACCACUUUUUUUUUUCCGAAUUACUAGAUUGUCUUUUGAACUUCAUAUGAAAUUCCUCUGUUGUCUCAAAGCAUUUCAGCUUUGAAGAAAGUAGAAUAUAUUUAUGAUAAAUGUGUGGAAGAGACGCUAUGUCUGAUUUUCUGUUUAGGUACCUGAUACUACAUGUAGGUGCCAUACCACAUCAGAAUUGUAUAUUGACAGAGCCGUGUCCUAACAAGUUUUUCAGAAUUAGUGAAAAGUCUCUACAAAUAUCAUAUCAUCACUGAUUCAGCUGGUCUUAACAUCUGUUGUGUUCUUAUCAUAUUUUUUUGUCAUUUUUUUGUUUCUUCCAUAUUUAAUCUGUAUACUUUUUAGAUGUCCUACUUGUCUUUGUGUCUGAAUGGAACAGACUGUACCUUCAUGGCCAUGUUGUCAUGUUUUGGUAAUAUCGAAAAAUAUUUUACAUGGUAUAGAUGGAAAUGUGUAUAGAUAUAACAUUUGUAGAUGUAGCAAGUGUUGGUGUGAGUGUUAUAAUUGUAAACAGGAGUCCUGAUUUACAUGAUUUAUUUUUUACUGUCACAUAUAGUGUGUUUUCAUAAUGAAUGAAUGUACAA